AUGGGCAAGACUCAGAAAAAACGUGCCAUGCGCAGGCACAAUCCUGUUCGAGUACCAGACUCGCACUUGCAGCACGGUUUAGCCACAGCCGCAGCUUCAACUCCGGCAAAUAAAAAGGAAGCUCUGAUCCCAGUUAUUGAAAAGCUUUCUAGUUCGGAUGUGCAAGAGCGAAUUUGGGCAUGUGCGGCGAUUUCUAAUCUCAUUCAAAACGAUUCCUCGACAAGAAGACUCCUACAGGGCAAAAACAUCGUGGGAGCUCUAAUUGCACGGCUCAAGGACGAUUCAGAAGAGGUAAUCGUGGAGGCAGCUGGUAGCCUGAGGAUACAAGGUUCAUCUACGAGUUUGCUGAGAACACCAUCACCUUACUCUGGUGUUUAUCGUAAGCACCUGAUACCGCCGUGUCUUUUCAUGAGUACUGAACUCGGACCUAGAGAAACAUCUAGCAAGGCAUUAAAUGCCGUCAAUCAACUACACUUGAUACCAUUUCUGAUGGCAUUCUUGGAUUCACAAGCUCAUGAUAAACUCCCAGCUCAAAUGACUCUAACUGUAAGUCUAGCUCAAUGUUUGUACGUGCUGACGGAGGAAAAUUUCCCCGCCAUCGACGAACUCCGCACAAACGCAACCUAUGUCCAUUGUCUUUUGGGACUUGCUCGAGGAGAUGGAAAAUUCCGUUCAGAUUCGUCUGAAAGGUCUACUGAGGACGCGCAAAAGAUGCUGUCGGUGCGAUUACUCUCAUUAAGGACGUUGGUUUGUGGGAUACUCCGCAAUAUACUGCCACUACCAUCGCUGAUGCAGGCCUCUACCAUUGAUAUCGACCGAACUGUUAUCCUUCCAUUCCUUCUGCCAAUCUUACCGCCGAAUUUGAUGGAUCAUGUCACACAGGUACAAAGCCUACUCGUCCUGCAAGAGAAUGAAGCCAUCGGAAAGCAACAACCAAUCCUAAAGAAUGGUGCCAAGUCCGAUCAUCGAACUCACGCAGAAGUGGAAUUAGAUAGGAUAGAAUCGGAGCUGAGAGUAUUGAGGAUGGCAAUCGAGCUUGUCACUGGUAUUUGCGCCGAGCUGCCGGAACCGGAUGAUGAUGCUGAUGUGAUAUCGGACGAAGAAGACGACGAAGAAGAAGAAUGGGAAGACGAUGAAAGUGAUGUUGCAAUGGAAGAAGAUGAUGCAGCCUCAGGGGUUGCUGCUUCACCGGUAGAUGAAACAAAUCUACCCGCAGGAUCUUCUACGUCUUUUGACCUAGUGUCGUCCAUAGUUCCACCUUGUCUUGCUUACAUCCAACCAACGCCUUUCUCAUACCCACCAUCCUUUCAACCCUCGCCUCAUCCCCCGACUACCUCUGCUCUUCAAGCAAUUCACAUAGCUGCACUUGAGUGCCUGAACAAUGCCUGUCUAUCGAUCGCACAGCAGGAUCUUCAUUCGUCAAAUGCCACAAAUCAAACGUUCGCUGGCUUAAUGAAGGCAGUCUGGGACGAGGUCUGGAAAAUGCUUGCAAUUUUAGGGGUUCCAGAGGCUUCUGGACUAAGUGCGGGUCCUCGUCAAAAGCUUGAUGUCUGGAACAUAUCGCUUGGAGUUUUAUGGUCUGUAGCGCGCAUCAGGAGAGGCGACGCGGAUCUCGUUCCGGAAGAGGAAAAGGUCCGAGUACUGGUGGAGAUGUGUCGUUCAUCACAAGAGGAUGAUGUAAAAGUCAUGUGCCUCGGAAUUUUGGAGUGUCUUGCAACCAAUCCCAAUCCGUCCUUCGUAGCCGCUAACCAAGUCAUCUCUGAGUUCAUUCUUGGCUUCCUUCCCGCCCCAGGUCAAGGUCAAAACAAGCACCUAAGCUCACCUGAAGUGAUGAUACAGGCAGCAUCAGCAAUGAUAGAUAUAUUUUCAGAUGAGGAAUCGCCAUGGGACCUUAACUUCCGUCGUGGAAAAUGGGAGUUCACGUUGAAGAAUGCGAUACCCGGCAUACGAAAGGGAGUCAGGUCAAUCGACCGCCGGAAAGAAGGGGGUGCACAGCUUCGUGAUAGAGGAGACGAAGUACUCGAGAAUAUGGUGGCGUUCGUUAAGUACAGAAGGAAUUUAAAACUGUGA
Molecule: messenger RNA, 2070 nt
Organism: Acaulospora colombiana
Lineage: Eukaryota; Fungi; Glomeromycota; Glomeromycetes; Diversisporales; Acaulosporaceae
Source: the annotation of a GenBank genome assembly